This is a messenger RNA of Misgurnus anguillicaudatus (oriental weatherfish), 2074 nucleotides long. RefSeq names its product UDP-glucuronosyltransferase 2C1. Gene Ontology annotation, molecular function: UDP-glycosyltransferase activity. Lineage: Eukaryota; Metazoa; Chordata; Actinopteri; Cypriniformes; Cobitidae. The record is from RefSeq and is a predicted model, not a curated record.
UUUGCCUCACGCAUUCAAAGAACCUUUACCCUAUACGUUUAGAAAGGCUUGUAAAGCAGCAUAAUAAAUACUGAGGAUUUAAACUCCUGAGGUGAAUUUAAAGGAGUACAAGUGCAUGUUUUCAGGUUGUGUAUGAAGAUGCAUCAUUCAGUCUGUGUCAGUUUGCUGACACUGUUAUGCGCAUUGCUUGGGGCAGACGGUGGUAAAGUGUUGGUGUGUCCACUAGACGGAAGCCACUGGGUGAACAUGAAGGUCCUUAUUGAGGAACUGUAUAGCAGAGGACACAAUGUAACAGUGUUGAGACCUUCAAACAGCUGGUAUAUCAAGACAGAGUCACCUUUCUACAAUUCUCUCACCAUUCCAAACACAGGAGGGUUCGAUGAGGAGUUUUUAAAUUCGUUGAUCGGCCAGCUCUUAAAAAUCAAAAGAGAUGGGAAUUCUUUUUGGCACCAAAUUCAACUGGAGUACGAAAUUAUCAUUAAAUUUAAAAGCGUGUAUGAAGACAUGGUUCAUAUGAUUGAGAGAAUGUUUGAAGAUGAAGCCAUGAUGACAUUAAUCAGGGAUGCAAAAUUUGAUGUGGUUUUGUCAGACCCGGCUGCUGGAAGUGGCUCAAUACUGGCUCACAAAUUUAACAUUCCUCUGGUUUUUAACGUUCGGUGGACGAUUGCCGGAGAGGGGCAUUUUGCCAUUGCUCCUUCACCUUUAUCUUACGUUCCUAUACCAGGAGCGAAGUUAACCGAUAGGAUGUCAUUUAUCCAACGGGUCAAGAAUGUUUUGACUUACAUUUUUACCGUGAUUCAGUUUGCAAUAGUGUCCAAACCCUGCUACAAUUCCUUCUGUAGCAGACAUUUUGGUCCUGAUGUUGAUAUCAUCUCCCUACUACAGAAUGCAGAUAUCUGGCUCAUGAGAAAUGACUUUACUUUUGAGUUUCCAAGACCAACAAUGCCAAAUAUCAUCUAUAUGGGCGGCUUUCAAUGCAAACCUGCAAAGCCACUUCCAGCUGAUCUUGAGGAAUUUGUGCAGAGCUCUGGAGAGCAUGGAGUCAUCAUCAUGUCUUUGGGCACCCUUAUUGCUCAUCUUCCACAGGACGUCACCAAUGAGAUCGCUGUGGCUUUUUCUCAACUUCCUCAAAAAGUUAUUUGGAGAUACACAGGACCACGACCUGAAACUCUUGGAAACAACACAUUACUUGUGGAUUGGCUCCCUCAAAAUGACCUGCUUGGACAUCCCAAGACUAAAGUAUUUGUGGCACAUGGUGGCACCAAUGGAAUUCAAGAAGCCAUUUACCAUGGGGUGCCUAUUUUGGGUCUCCCUUUAGUGUUUGAUCAACCUGACAAUCUGUUCAGAAUGGAAGCAAAGGGUACAGCAAAAGUUGUAGAUAUUGCAACUCUGGACAGGACUGUAUUUCUAGAAGGAUUAAAAGAGGUCUUGUAUAAUUCAUCUUAUAGAGAAAACAUGCAGAGACUGUCCAGACUUCACCAUGAUCAGCCAAUGAAACCUCUUGAUCGUGCUGUUUUCUGGAUUGAGUUUGUCAUGAGGAACGGUGGGGCUCCUCAUUUACGAACGCAGUCUUUCAGAAUGUCCUGGAUCGCUUACCACUCCAUAGAUGUUAUUUUGACUUUAAUGGUGGCAGUUUUCAUUUUUGUAUUUUUUGCAAUAUAUGCAUUAAGGUUUCUUUUGAGAGUUUUAUUCAGAAAGAAAGUAAAACAUGAGUGAUGGAAAUACGAACUGGAAAUAAAAUAUGUAGAUCGUCUGAGAUGAACAUAAUGUUUUUGGAAUUUUUGUACACAAAUCUAGAAAUCCAAACAAUAGCAUUAAAAUUAUAAUUUAAAUCAAAUUUUGUCUCGUCAGGUGUUUUACUGAAUCUUAUACUCACUGUUUAGAGCUGAACCACUGGUGUUACACUUACAAAUGAUUGUUGUUGGUUGGUAAAUAUUAGCCACAGUAAUUGCUAAUCACAGUAAUCUUUAUCAGCGUGUAGCGUUUACUAUCUAACAAAGUCCUUUAAACAUCAUAAAGUCAAGGCAAAAGGUUAUAGGCACAAGAUACAUUAUCACUCCAGGCUGUCAUGCAU